Messenger RNA from Magallana angulata, 1115 nucleotides. RefSeq lists its product as uncharacterized. The coding region runs from base 111 to 731 and encodes 206 amino acids. The record is from RefSeq and is a predicted model, not a curated record. NCBI's taxonomy places the organism in Eukaryota, Metazoa, Mollusca, Bivalvia, Ostreida, Ostreidae. The transcript is spliced from 8 exons.
UAGAGAAAGUACCUACGUAUGUACCAGAUCCAGCUUAACUUAAAAUUGGAAUAGUUUUGACUUUUGCUAAUGACAUACCACUUUCUGACUAUGAAAAUGUAAGGCAAACGAUGAAAGUAUCGCUGACCAGGUUCUACAACAGGAGAAUUUUUGGAUUCAUUAGAGUGAUAAUUCUUGUCAUUAGGAGAGGAAGUACAGUUGUUGAACACGAAGUUACAAUGAACAAAACAGAAGCAAACCAAGAUCUUGUGGAAUCUUUGUUCAGUUUGUCCGGCGGAGAGAGCAAGAUCAAGUAUAAAAACGAAAUACUAACUACAUCAUCAGUAGUAGUAAGUGACGCAUCUGGAAAGCAGCAAGUUAUCACAACGUCAUCCUCCAAAUGCGACGUUUACGUAAUCAACAACCCGUGUGGGAGGGAUAAGAAAUGUGUUGAGGACAAUACCACGCCUUAUUGCAAACAAAUUGUCGAUUCAAGUGACAAUUUCCGGUUAAUUGUUGGACUUGGAGUCGGAAUAUCACUUUUUGUUCUAGCAGUUCUCAUCGGACCUAUCUUCGUCUACUUUAUUCGAGGAAAAUUUAAUCCAGUUGUAUUGCCUAACAAUGAUUACGUUGAAAACACCUACAGCGAAGGAGAAAUGUAUAUUGUUAUGGGAAAACUAACAAAGGUUGAUAGCUUGGAUCGGUAUGGGUCUGAAUAUUCUCACUGGGCUGGACACCGUGGCGAGAGAUGAAGGGGUGACUUUGAUGACGUCAGUCGUACGAGGGAACCAUGCAGCACACAUGUUAAUGACACUAUUGAUCAAAUAAAGAUUUGCACCUUUUUUGCGAAAAAGGUCACAUGACAAAUAUUGUAUUAACUGUAAAUGCUGUUACGGAUCUUACAAGGCUGAUAUGGAUACAUAUUACAUAAUCAUUGCUUUCAGAACUUUUCUAGUUAUUUGCUUCUGAAUCAGUAAUUAAUCAAUUCGCUGUUUAUAAUAACUUUUUUAUACCUUAUUGUUAGAACGUGACAGUUGUACAGUGUAUUUAAAUUCUGGUUGUAAAAGUACAACUAUUUGUAAAAUUGACAAUUUUGACAUCGUUCACCUUUUGAAAAAAUAAAUACAUUUCUUGUA